Messenger RNA from Amphibalanus amphitrite, 4840 nucleotides. Its product is annotated as adenosylhomocysteinase-like 1. Gene Ontology annotation, biological process: L-methionine cycle. Lineage: Eukaryota; Metazoa; Arthropoda; Thecostraca; Balanomorpha; Balanidae. Gene Ontology annotation, cellular component: cytosol. The transcript has 13 exons. The record is from RefSeq and is a predicted model, not a curated record. Bases 1200 to 2753 code for a protein of 517 amino acids.
GUGGCGACGGAGCCGACGGCGAGUGGUGCGUCUUGAUCGACGGCUUGGUGUGGCGUUCGCAGGGACGGCUGCUGGCGGCGACCUGACUGCUACCUGGCUGUGACAUGACCAAACCUGACCUGACCUAACGAUGGGCGCUGGUGCGGAUCAUUUUACGAACCAUUCCGCUGUUUUUUAUGUUCACCUGCGUGUGGAAAUUAUAGAUUUUGGUAUCUAAUAUGAACAACUUCCAUUUUCUACCUGUCUUUCCAUGCCGAAAACACUUGACCAUUUGGAUGUUUUUGGUGCUUCCAUCAAUGAACGUUACGAUGCUCUGUUUUCUUGCUGUUUCUCCUUCAUUGUUUUAAAUAUCAAGUAAAUAAAAGUAAGACAUUUAUUUUUAAGCAAGUCUGCUAGUGGGUGGGGAAAGUUAAUUUUCGUUGGGCGGCCGACACAGGUGACUUUCAAACCGUCUAAAAACUACGCAACAACGGUAACUUUCGUGUGGAGAUGCUACUGUUUCGACGGCCCCGAUUUAGAGGUAGCUGAGACCUGGCUCAUUCGCUGAGACUAAGUCAAGUCUUACGGUGUAACCGGUGACUGAGACUGACUGAGGGACGGACCGGAUCGUACGAGGUGUGCCAGCCUGCCAGGAGCGCCUGUGACGGUUGACCUGGCGACUGCCCCCUGCCUGCUGACUGGUGACCUGCUGACUGCCCCCUGUCUGCUGUCGGGUGGCCUGACGACUGACCCUGUCCGCUGACGGCCGCUGACAAGGCGCGGUGGGUGGUCCCAUCGACUGUCCGUGCUGCUCGUGAGGGGAGGUGGGGGCUGCCGACAGACUGGCGACACUGACCGACGACCGGCUGAUACCCACGCCGCCGCCGCCGGCAGCCGCUCCGGCCGUCAGUGACACGGUGUCCGUGGCGCCGGCGACUUCCUCCGCUCGCCUCAGACUGCGGUGUGUGAGGUCACGUCUGUGAUCGGUCGGAGUGAGGCCGUCACUCAACUGACCCGGCUAGGUCACCAGCUGGUCCAGCCAGGUCACCAGCUGACUCGGGCAGGCCGCCAACUGGCCGCCAGCUGACUGCAGGAGCUGCCAGUAGCCUCCGGCCAGGCCCAAUAAUUGAUGGGCGCCUAGCUGUCGGCCGACGUGAGGCCGUCAGUUCCUUAGCGAUCUCCAGUGUUGUCAGUGUUAGCCGACGGCCAGUAGCCUGCAGAUGAGCAGGAUGUCUGAUGAGGAUAGUUUCGAGAAUGGUCAGAACAGCGACGAAGGAGAGGAAGGAGGAAAGAUCCAAUUCGCCUCCAAGUUCAACCGUCGCUCGGGCGUGCGGCGCUUCUCUCUGCCCAUCACUCCGGCGCGCCGCGAGUCGCGCCGCUCCUCCAUCGUCUCUAUAGCCUCCUCUACCUCGUCCUACACGGGCAGCAGCUCAGACGAGGAUGACAUCUCUCCGCGCGAAAAGUCCCAGACGGCCGGCGAUGGCUUCACCGACUUCUGCAUCAAGAACGUGGCGCAAGCUGCGUUCGGCCGGCGCGAGAUCGAGAUCGCCGAGCAGGAGAUGCCCGGCAUUGUCGCCCUGAGGAAGCGGGCCGCGGAGGACAAGCCUCUCCGAGGUGCCAAAAUCGUCGGCUGCACACACAUCAACGCCCAGACUGCGGUGCUGAUUGAGACGCUGAUCUCCCUGGGAGCCAGCGUACGAUGGGCCGCCUGCAACAUCUACUCCACUCAGAACGAGGUGGCCGCCGCCCUCGCCGAGAAAAGCAUACCGGUGUUCGCCUGGCGCGGCGAGACCGAGGAAGACUUCUGGUGGUGCAUCGACAAGUGCAUCAACGCCGAGAACUGGCAGCCCAACAUGAUCCUGGAUGACGGCGGUGAUGCCACGCAUCUCAUGCUGAAAAAGUACCCGGCCAUGUUCAAACUGAUUCGCGGUAUUGUGGAAGAGUCGGUGACGGGCGUGCACCGUCUGUACCAGCUGAGCAAGCAGCAGAAGCUGUCCGUGCCGGCGAUGAACGUCAACGACUCUGUGACCAAGACCAAGUUCGACAACCUCUACAGCUGCCGCGAGAGCAUCAUUGACAGUCUGAAGAGGGCCACCGAUAUCAUGUUCGGCGGCAAGCAGGCCAUCGUCUGCGGUUACGGCGAGGUCGGCAAGGGCUGCUGCCAGUCCCUCAAGGGGCUCGGCUGUGUGCUCUAUGUGGCCGAGAUCGACCCCAUCUGCGCUCUGCAGGCCAGUAUGGACGGCCUGCGCGUGGUAAAGCUGAACGAGGUGAUCCGGAACGUGGACAUCAUCAUCACGGCCACGGGCAACAAGAACGUGGUGACGCGCGAGCACAUGGACCGCAUGAAGAACGGCGCCCUGCUCUGUAACAUGGGCCACUCCAACACCGAGAUCGACGUGAACUCGCUCCGCACGCCCGAGCUGACCUGGGAGAAGGUGCGCUCCUCUGUGGACCACGUCAUCUGGCCGGACGGCAAGCGGAUCGUGCUGCUGGCGGAGGGCCGGCUGGUCAACCUGACCUGCUCCAGCGUGCCCUCGUUCGUCGUCUCUAUCUCGGCGGCCACUCAGGCCCUGGCGCUGAUCGAGCUGUUCAACGCCCCAGCUGGACGCUACAAGGCCGACGUGUACUUGCUGCCCAAGAAGAUGGAUGAGUACGUGGCCAGCCUGCACCUGCCCUCGUUCGACGCCCAUCUCACUGAGCUCACUGAGGAGCAGGCCAAGUACAUGGGCCUCAACAAGGCCGGUCCGUUCAAGCCCAACUACUACAGGUAUUAGGGUGACCGGAGCGGCGGAUGUCAUCAGUCCGGCUGGGCCACCGUCCUGACCUGGGCGUCCGAGUGGCCAUGCCACUGCGGUGCGGUCGCCCGACCCGAGUGCGGCAGCGCCCGGCGCCGACCGGGCUCGGCCGACUGCGAGUCGGUGCGCCAGCCGCCAAUCCGCUGACUGAGAAUGCGUGUGUGUAUCCGAGAGAGCGCGUGUGUAUUUGCUGCGCGCGCAGUGUGCUCCGUCAAUCAAUUGUGCAGCUUAUGGUGAGUAUUCUAGUGAACAAAUUUGGUGGAGAUUCUCUCGUCUAGUGCAAACAAUCCCGCGCGUCGUGCGCGCUCGCCGGUGUCGUGUCGGCGGCCGGCGGGGUUCAAUCUGUCCGGUCACGCCCGCGGAGCGCCGUGGGCGGCGUGUGCUAUUUGUUGGCGGCCUGGCGACGGCGACCGAUGGCUGUCGCCGCCGAGCCGCCCAGUGCCAUCGGCCCGCCACCGCGGUCAGGUCUGCAAUAGAGCGGCAGCGUGCCGCGCCCGGCGGACGGGCGAGCCGCGUACCGCCGCUCUCAGAGAGACGCGCCCGCGCCGCCGAGAUUGGACCGCCCGAUCGUAUGAUGUCUGUGGAAUAGCGCUACGAGCGCGUGAACUGCUGGAGAAAAGGCUACUGGAUAGGGGAGAGUGGGGCAAAGCGGCCACCCGGGGCAAAGCGGCCACCCAUCGUUUUAGCCCUUCAUAGCUGACGUCGGUUCCAAUUUAUGGUUGCCAAUUAUACUUCUCUUCACGGUCGUUCGAAUGAGCCAGACCGGGGUUUCAGGCCCAUCACCAUUAUUCUGUGAAACACAGAAAAGCAUUUCUUGCCAGGUUACCAACUAUGUUUACAAUUUUUAAAUGUUAUGCUAUUCCAUAACCGUUUGGAAUUUUUAUAAGCGUUCUUGUCCAUGCAUUGCAUGGUUAUCAUACAUGUAUUCUACCAAUUUUAAUGUUUUUUACCCCACUAAUAGCUAAGCUGGAAUAUUUUUGUCUCGGACUGUAUGCGCGGGGCAAAGUGGCCGGGGCAAAGUGGCCACCCCCAAUUUGCCAUAAGUUGUUUCCAUCUGGAUAGAAAACACUAUUUAUAUUCAAAUGUGUCGUCAUGCAUUCAUCUUGGCCACUUUUCAGUUGCAUAACUUACCAAAUAAUGCAAUUAAUUAUUUUUUUCAUAAAAAUCCUUUCUUUGUUUACCUACAGGUGGAAGAUGGUAAAGUAAACAUCCAUCCUCGCUUAACCUUGUCACCAUCAAAUACCCUAUGUCGUACACGAGGCAACUAUUUUGUUUCUCAUAUCGGGACUUGAGAAGACGCCGGUGGCCGCUUUGCCCCAGGGUAUGAGGCAAAGUGGCCAAUAUGCAUAGGUUUAAAGUUUUGUCAAUAUCUUUCAUAUGUGAACGCCUUUGGAAAUAAAACGCAGUUGAAAUAAAAGGCAACUUAAUGGGGAUCACAUUGGUAUAGAAAAAAUCUUUCCAAGUUUAAAAAUCAAGCGUUGGCAUCGUGAGAAGCGUUAGGGUGGCCGCUUUGCCCCACUCUCCCCUACAUGGUGUGGUCCGAAACUAGACGCUCUGGAUCGAAUGGUGAAACCUAUCGAUGUGCUGGUUUAUGUCUCCAAGUCAGGACCUGUGCAGUUAAAAGAGCUCAAUGUAGGGUAAAUGAAAUCAGAGUCGUAUUACCGCCCCGUCGCGCUACCACCGGGCCUCCUGCUGGGUAGCUGCUGUCUCCGCGUCCCUCGGGCGCGGCGCCGCCGGGCGCGGCGCUGUUGGGUGUUUUAAAUGAUCAUUAGCUGUGGUCGCCAUGUGGCAGCGUCUCCCUCCGACGCCAGCGAGCGAGUGUGCGUGUGUGAUGGUUUCGGUGGGCCGCGGGGCGCCGUACACACAUUCCGAGCCGGGGCGCCGUGGGCGCCGGCGGCCGGCGGCGCCCGUCUGUCCUGGAUGGCUUCUCUGUGGUGCUUGGGUUCUUCGCGGCUCGUGUGUCGGUGCCGUGGCCCGGGCCGGCCGGCCGGCGGGUAUCCCGCUGCGGCCGUCGUCAGCGCCGACGGGUGAUAUCACACGCAAACAAAUACACAUGUUACGGAAUG